AUGGCAACCGGAUUUGAUAUUGCCGCCGGAAUUGCCGGUGUCACCUCGUUGUGUAUCACCCUUUUCCAUGGCUGUGUUAAAGGCAUCUCGAUCAUCUCUGAGGCACGUCAAAUGGGACAGAGCGUUGAGCGCCUCAGUCUCAUGCUGGAAUGGGAACAGUUCCGCCUCCUGCGCUGGGGUGAAAGAGCUGGUUUAUGCGAUAACAGCCCGGAAAAUACAAAGCUAAAUUGGAAUCUGGUGCAUGAGCUGCUUAGCCACUUGCACAGUGACCUCACGGAUGCAAAAAGACUGAAAGAGAAAUAUAAUCUUGACGUCUUUGAAGAGGCCGUUACCGAAGGCGGAGCUUCGGCUGUGCCAGACAGCUCAUCCUCUAAGUCUUUUCCAGGACGUAAGAAUAGCAGCCUGCUUGGUAGGUCAUGGGCAUAUGCGAGUCCAGGUAUGCGGAAAAGUCGUGCGCAGAUUAUCCAGCAGAAGGCAAGCACAUUCAGCAAACUGAAGUGGUCAGAAUUCGACCAGGACAAAACCCGCAGACUACUUGCGGACAUUACAUACUUUAAUAAUGCUUUACAGGAGCUCCUGGAUGAUGCGCACCAACUUGUCAUCAAGAAUGGAAUGGCAGCUCUUCUAAGAGACCUGAUCUCUCGUAGCACAGACGGGUCAGAAGUGGAAACCAUUCAAGCCUUUUUGCAUGAAGACGCUGUUGCAGAUACAGCGGCUCUUGAAGCGGUGAGCCAAGUUAAACAAACCAGACUUAUUCUCGGUGUAGACAGGAGGUUUGACGAAGGCUCCAGUGCGCAAGCAGAGAGACCCAAGCUUACCAAAGUGAAAUAUGAGAAUCUUUCAAAGUUCCAGCCAGUCGGCGAAGACGGUAAGCGGGAAGUCGCCGAGUACAAGACUUCAUCAUCUAAGCGAACUGUGCAUUCAUAUGUGUUGCUGGAAUGGAAACGCGUGGACAAGAAGACCGACCAGAAGAUUAAAAGGAGGAUAAUGGAGCUUGCGCUUCUAAUGGGCACCUCCUCAAAUAACGGCUUUAAUUCACUCAAAUGCCUUGGCUUUCUUGAACGGAAUAUGCCUGGACAGGAUAAUAGGUAUGCCUAUGUCUUCGAGAUCGUCGAUCUGUUGAACGUUCCCAAGCAGGACGUUGCGCCCACGCCACCCACGCCACCCACGCCACUCUCGCUGCGAUCCGUGUUGAAGCUCCCUCGCAAGCCGAGUCUAACAGAGCGCAUUGCAAUGUCUCUGGCAGUCGCGGAGACCGCUUUACAGAUGCACACUGCGGGCUGGCUUCACAAGGGUAUCUGCGCAGAUGCUAUUUUAUUCAUCAACGCCGAGCAGACGAGCUGGCAGAAGGGCACCAGCCUGGGGCCUUACGUGGCCGGGUAUGAGUUCUCGAGAAAUUCACUCGAAGAGACGGAAACAGUGCCAUUUGAUGUCAAGCAAGCCCUUUACUGGCAUCCCGCAAUGCGAGACUUUAAUCAGAGAUCAGACAACCUUUUUCGCAAAGAAUAUGACCUCCACUCUUUAGGAUGUGUUCUCCUCGAGAUAUCUCUCUGGAGCAGCCUCGAAGACAUUUUGCGCAGCAUAGGAGAUCAAUCUCAGCCUUCGGAUCCACCAUCCACCACAGGGAAAAGUGAGAGUCAGAUCAAUUAUGAGAAACGACUUGACCUUCUCCAACGGCAGACUGCUCUCAAGGAGCGGACAACAGCUGGAGCCAUCUUGGAUCAAGUGGCGUUUGCAGGUGGCAACCGGCUUCGAGAAGCUCUUGAAUUGUGCUUUUUCCCACAACUUGUGACGCACAGGGAGCCAGCAGGGGACGAAGAAAUAAGCUUCGAUCUAGUGGAGUUGUCAGUCGAAGCUCAGCUUUCCAUAGUCGAAAUCCUACGAUCACUGUGCCAAAAUGUGUGA
This is a messenger RNA of Endocarpon pusillum Z07020, 1905 nucleotides long. RefSeq lists its product as uncharacterized. The record is from RefSeq and is a predicted model, not a curated record. The transcript is spliced from 2 exons. Lineage: Eukaryota; Fungi; Ascomycota; Eurotiomycetes; Verrucariales; Verrucariaceae. Bases 1 to 1905 code for a protein of 634 amino acids.